Molecule: messenger RNA, 2299 nt
Organism: Dreissena polymorpha
Lineage: Eukaryota; Metazoa; Mollusca; Bivalvia; Myida; Dreissenidae
Product: aquaporin-11-like
Exons: 4
Coding region: 317-1159 (280 amino acids)
Biological process (GO): transmembrane transport
Cellular component (GO): cytoplasm; membrane
Molecular function (GO): channel activity
Source: RefSeq, a predicted model, not a curated record
AACCGUAGUACCGACACGCCCUGUUGCAUCUAAUUGAAGUUUAAACUAUGAUCUUGCGAUGCGUUACAUCAACUUCUAGUCGAGUACCUCACCAAUACAUCGCUAACACAUGUGUUUGUGAUAUUCCUAAGCGAAUACAGAUCAUAAGCAGUUCUAUCAUUAUUACUUUCUUCAGUCGAUAUACACAUACAACAGACAAAUAGUAGCACCAUCCUGCGUUCUUGUGGUUGCUUAGGUAUAUGACUACCCCUUGCGUUACAGUCUAUUUACAGCAAAUCCAUUGAGGUGUUGAGGGCCGCGACCACCAGACGACACGAUGGUGCUCCACGACAUCAAGCGCGUGCUGCUGGGCCAACUUCCGGCGGAAGAGUUCGUGACCCCAUACAGCGCCUCGCUAAUGUACUUUAUUAUCACCAUGGCAACCGGCUACUCGCUAAGGUUCAUCAACUACAAAAUUUCUCCGGAGCCAAUCAAGACUUACGUCGGAAGUUUUCUUGCCACGCUUGAAAUGUGUGCGUAUUUCUUUGAAAACAACUUUAUUUUUAAGAACUUUGGAAGCUUUUGGCUUUUCGUCGCAGUAAUUGUUGAGUGUCUUAUUGCGAAUAGAACCUAUUUUGGAGCAUCGGAAAACCCGUGUCAUGCGUUCACGGCGUUGCUAGAACGGCAGAUCUCGGUCGUUGACGCGCUUCUACGGAUCGGAAUCCAAACGCUAGCUGGUCUGGCUUCGUACCGGUUCGCCAAGAUGGUCUGGUCCCUGGACAUGGUACCCGACCACAGAGAAAGGUACCUGGAGACGGCGUGCUCCUCUGACCUGAACGUGACCUUUCUGGUGGGUUUCAUUAUCGAGCUGGGCGCCACCCUGGUGGACACAUGGAUGGGGCGACAGACGCUGCUGGCCCAGCCCCUUGUGGACGAGGUGAUCAAAAUCGCCACCGGCUCGCUGAUGAUUGUACUGGGUAUCAGCAUGACCGGCAUGUACUUCAACCCGGCGAUGGCGUCAGGUCACACGUACGGUUGCCAUGGUACCGACGCCUGGGAGCACUUCUUCGUCUACUGGGCGGGACCGUUCCUCGGUUGUUACGUUGCCGUCAUGGUGGACAAGGUCAUGCACGUUGACGUCAGCGUGCAGUCUGCGGAACUCACGAAGAAGAAGGCUUAAACAAUGUAGAUUUUUACGAGACUCGCUAUUGAAGUUCCGGUGACCGUACUGAAGAAUGAAUUCUCGUGCUCAUUCAUUUAGAAAUAAGGCGUACGUUUUUUUUUAUUAAUACAUCGUUUAUCUAACAGAUGAAAUGAGCGGAUCAAACAACGAGUGCAGAGCUCAAUUAAUUGUAUUAAUAUAUUGUUAGAAAAUUGCUUUUACGUUUAUAUGCGAAACAUGAAUAUCGCCCCAUGGGUGCAAAAAGGUACCACGUGACAUUGAAAUAAGAAAGCACAUGGUACCUAUUUGCACCAAUAGGGCGAUAUUCAGAUAUUGACACACGAUAUGAGAUCACUUUAGAGUAAAUUAGAUUAAAAUGUUGCGUAUAUGAUACACGCCUCUGAUUUGAUGCACAAUUUCACAAUUGUUGUAUUGUCCCCUACCGGCUUCACCGGAAGGGACUUAUGGUUUGCGCUCUGUGUGUCCGUCAGGCAGUCAGUCCGUCAGUCUGUGAGUCUGUCACACUUUUCUGGAUCCUGCGAUAACUUUAUAAGUUCUUCAUUUUUUCAUGAAACUUAAAAACAUGGAUAGAUGGCAAUAUGGACAUUAUGCACGUCAUUUAAUUUUCAUUUCCUACAUCAAAAAUUCUGGUUUCUAUGGCAACAAAUAUAUAUAAACAGUCUGACAGUGGUGGAGCCGGUAGGGGACAUAUAUUGCUUGGCAAUAGUCUUGUUAUAAAUGGUGUUUUUAUUGUAUUUUCAUUUGGUAAUUCCUUAUUAUGUUUACCUUAUUUCUGUGUGCGUCACUCAGAAAGUUUAGUCAUAAAAGAGUGACAGCUCUCUUCCAUUUAUUUCACUUUGUCGUACAAUUGCUGAUAUAUAUGAUCAAAUAAUGUUCGCGCAUGUGCAUGGUAUAUGCUGUAAAAAGUACGAGUCUUCGCUUCUUGUUUUAUUAUAAAAUGCUAUACUUUAUUAUGUCCAGUUUUUACCAGUAUUAUUAUUCGAUUUUUUAGGUCUUCGAAACAAGUCGCCUUAUUACUUUCCAGAAAUGUUUAUUUCUGUAACCGUGGAUUUUUUAUAUAUUGUUUACCAUGUUUAUAUAUGUCAUUUUGUAGUGUUUAAAACCGUUUGAAUAAUUCCAAUAAAGUUAAUACAUCUA